Messenger RNA from Paraglomus brasilianum, 3270 nucleotides. Lineage: Eukaryota; Fungi; Glomeromycota; Glomeromycetes; Paraglomerales; Paraglomeraceae. The record is from the annotation of a GenBank genome assembly.
AUGGAAGAAAUUGAAACACAUGUCGACCAGGAUAGGCAAAUGUCUGACGUUGAGGAGAUUUCUCCCAAUGUAACAGAUUUUGAAGCUUUCGCGAAUAAAAUUAUGCCUAACCUCGGUUAUGACGUUGAAGACUUCAAAUGGCAUACUUGGCAUGUGACUGGGUGGAAAUCACUCGAUAAGAGAAUAACGGGACCUGAAUUUGAAGCUGGAGGGUGGAAAUGGCGUAUUCUAUUGUUUCCAUUUGGCAAUAAUAAUACUGAAACUGUAUCAAUAUAUCUCGACUUCGCUGAUCCUAAAGAUGCACAACCGGGUUGGCAUGCAUGUGUGCAAUUUGCUUUGGUGUUAUGGAACCCCGAAGAUCCAACACAUCAAAUUCAUCACAAUGCUCAGCACAGGUUUACCACGGAGGAAUCAGAUUGGGGGUUCACGCGUUUCUAUGAGUUACGCAAGCUUUUUGCUCCUUGCGAUAGGCGAACGCGUCCUCUGAUCGAAGGUGAAGCGGCAAAUAUAACUGCCUUUGUGCGAGUUUUGAAGGACCCGACAGGCGUACUGUGGCACAAUUUUAUCAAUUACGAUUCGAAGAAAGAAACUGGUUACGUUGGGUUAAAAAAUCAAGGCGCUACUUGUUAUAUGAACUCUUUGUUACAGUCACUUUACUGUACUAAUUAUUUCCGAAAGGCCGUGUAUCAAAUCCCAACCGAAACUGACGAGCCCACCAAGAGCGUAGCGCUUGCUUUGCAGCGUGUUUUUUAUCAACUACAAACAUCAGACACUCCGAUCGGCACUACAGAACUUACAAAGUCGUUCGGCUGGGAUUCCUACGAAUCCUUCAUGCAGCAUGAUGUCCAAGAGUUUAAUCGAGUACUCCAAGAUAAUCUUGAGGGGAAAAUGAAGAAUACUAAAGCAGAUGGCGCCAUAAGUAAACUGUUCCUUGGGAGAAUGAGAAGCUAUGUAAAAUGUGUGCACGUUCCUUAUCAAUCAUCACGUGUAGAAGAUUAUUGUGAUAUACAGCUAAAUGUCAAGGGAUGCAAGACGUUGAGAGACUCGUUUAAAGAUUACGUUCAAGAAGAGACUCUUGAUGGUGAGAACAAAUACAAGGCUGAAGGAUAUGAUGAGUUACAAGAGGCGAAGAAAGGCGUUAUAUUUGACGAGUUUCCUCCAGUAUUACAUCUCCAAUUGAAACGGUUUGAAUACGAUAUACAAAAGGAUGCAAUGAUUAAGAUUAAUGAUCGGCAUGAAUUUCCGAUGGAAAUCGAUUUAGAGGAGUUUUUAUCCCCAGAGGCUGAUAGAUCACAGCCCCAUAAGUAUUUAUUGCAUGGUGUGCUAGUUCACAGUGGCGACUUGCAUGGUGGUCAUUACUUUGCUUUGCUGAAACCGGAAAAAGAUGGACGAUGGUUGAAAUUUGAUGAUGACAGAGUUACACCUGUUACCGAGAAAGAAGUAUUAGAAGACAAUUAUGGUGGAGAACACUCUGCCAUCAGUCCACCUGCCAACAUCAGACCGACAGGGAAGAUCGGAAAACGCUUUACGAAUGCAUAUAUGUUGGUAUAUAUUCGUGCAUCCGCUGUCGAUGAGAUAUUAGCACCUGUGUUAGAGUCUGAUAUACCUGAACAUCUACGUAAGCGUAAACGAUUUAUACACUGCGUGAUAUCAGACGAGUCCUUUAAAAAUCAUCAGGGAUUUGACCUAGCAAACUUUGAUGAGCGUCAUCCGUCAACCGAAGUAACACACUUGAAAGUACUUAAAACAGAACCCUAUCAAGCGUUCAAACAAAAACUUGCCGAGCAGCGUGAUAUUCCACCCGAAAGAAUGCGUUUGUGGGUACUUGUCAAUCGACAAAACAAAACCGUCCGUCCGGACACACCGGUACCUGAAACCUAUAAUAAUUUACCGAUGGGGGACGUUCAUACCAAAAUGGCAUCACGAUCAAAUGAAUUGAAGCUCUAUAUGGAAAUAGCUGACAAGCCAGCAAUUGACGGUCGGUCAUGGUUUCCUCCAACCGAAGGAAACGCUCUUAUGAUGGUGUUUUUGAAAUAUUUCGAUCCGGAUUCGCAAUCACUAGUAGGUUUGGGACACCACUACAUCCAAAAGUUCGGCAAGGUCGGGGAAAUAAGUGCAGUAUUGUGCGAGAAGGCAAAUUUACCGCCGAAUGCUCAACUUAAGAUCUAUGAGGAAAUCAAGCCGAAUAUGAUCGAAGAAAUGAAGCCUCGAGCUACAUUUCAGCAAUCUGAGAUUCAAGACGGAGACAUUAUUGUCUUCCAGAAAGUCUUGACGGAGAAAGACAUUCAGGAUCAUGUUAUGUCAAGUAGACUUCCCGAUAUACCACGUUUCUAUGAAUAUUUGGCUUCUCGAGUAGUCGUAAUGUUCAAACCAAGAUUUCCCGAUCGAGAUUCGAAGCCUCAAUUUGAACUUGUGCUGAAUAAAAAGAUGGCAUAUGAUACAGUUGCAGCUAAUGUUGCUAAAAAGCUUAAUACAGACCCAUUAAUGCUACGGUUUACGACGACGGCAUAUGCUGGCAAUACACCUAAGAAUAUCAUCCGGAGAAGCACCACUCAGAGUCUCCAGGAUAUGCUUCAGCCAGGCGGAUACUUGAAUCCUCCAUCCAAUACUUUGUAUUAUGAGAUGCUGGAUGUUAGCAUAAUUGAACUGGAAACGAAGAGAUUCCUGAAAGUAAUUUGGCUUGGAACAUCUGCAAAGGAAGAGUCAACAAUCGACGUUCGUCUGCCCAAAACGGCACACGUGAGCGAUAUAUUAGACUAUAUCUUGGAUAAAGUCAAGUUAUCAGCAGAAGACAAAAAGAUUCGGCUACUCGAAGUGAUGAGCUAUAAAAUUCAAAAAGAAUAUAAUGGAACAGAGUCAAUAUCAGCAAUACAAGAUAUUAUUACUUUAUACGCCGAGGAAAUACCUGACGAAGAGUUGAACACGGGCCCUGAGGAUAAAGUUGUACAUGCAUAUCACUUUACUAAAGAACCACUUCGUCCACAUGGAAUUCCAUUUAAAUUCGUUAUUAAAUCAGGAGAAGUCUUUUCUGAAACUAAAAAACGCCUUCAAGCACGUAUGGGGAUGAACGAGAGAGAUUUUGCAAAAGUGAAAGUCGCCAUUGUGCAACCGAUAUAUCUUAACAAGCCUCAUUAUGUGGAGUCUGAUGAUCAAAUUCUAUCUGACAUGAAAUGGGGACCGGAGGAUUUACUAGGACUUGAUCAUAUCGAUAAGACGGGACGUGCUGGUAGAACAGGUGCACCAGAAAAAGCCAUUUAUAUUAGAGGAUAA